UUAUGCUUCUUUUUCCUUCCCAGGCUGUAGAAAUACCUGUGCAAAUGGACAGUUUCCGAUGGCCCUGGGUAAAUCCUUGGUUCUUUAUGGAACCAAAUCAUUGAAGCUGCUCCCUGGAGGAUCAACGAUCAUUUCAGACUUGAGGAACAAGAUUACAACACUGUCCUUUUUACUUACCUCCCUUUAUGCCCUAAACACACCCACAACCUCCCCCUCCUGGUUUAUCAACCUGUUCUUCAUUCUUUCAAGAGAUGUUAUUGCAACUUCCUUGUUAUGCCCAAGUGAAAAGAAAAGAGAAUACAGCCUAUCAUGACUUCAUUAGAUUCUGCCAGGAUUUUAGACAUCAUUUAAUCAUGCUCCUGCCCAGUUCCUUAGUCAAAUAGUGCAUAAUGCAGCUCUUGCCCUGCUAACUGCCUUGCUCAAAGCCUAAAUGUUGAAACUUAUGCAAAUCUGCAUAUUAUCUAUCUUUAUCUAAAUGCAGGUAUUUGAAAACAGGCAAUAAUCCUGCCUCCCAAGUUUAUCAGGAAAGGAGCUUAAGAGAGAACAAAAUUCAGCCUGUGUCAGAACUCUCAGCCCUGGGAGGUGUGUUUUACAGCUCUUGACCUGCCAUAGGACUUCGGCUGGGACCCACGGAAGGACAUCAGAAGGAAACCACUCAAGACAUUGACAGUGUCCCGGAGGGUACUAGCCAUGACGAAGACAUUUACGUGCAUGUACCAUAUCCUUGUGUUGAACUGGUUUAUUUUCCUCAAUCUUUACAUCUCACAGUUGGGAAGGAAAAAGGAUGGAUCCAGACUCUUUGCAAAUGGGGGACAGUGGAAGUAUUUGACGAUCCUUAAUCUGCUCUUGCAGAACAUUUUCUACGGGGUCGCCUGCUUGGAUGAUGUGCUGAAAAGAAUCUCAGGGAGAAAAGACAUUAAGUUCCUAACUGCCUUCAGAGACCUGCUUUUCACCGCACUGGCUUUUCCUAUAUCCACAUUUGUAUUUUUGGGAUUCUGGACCCUCUUUCACUACAAUCGAGAACUCAUCUACCCCAGGGUUCUAGAUAGUAUAUUGCCAGUGUGGCUGAAUCAUGCAAUGCACACUAGUAUAUUGCCCUUCUCGUUGGUUGAAGUCAUCCUCAGGCCGUAUCGCUAUCCAUCAAAGAAGACAGGACUCUCCUUGCUGGCUGCCAGUGCCCUUGCUUACAUCAGCAGGGUCCUGUGGAAUUACAUUAAGACGGGUGCCUGGGUAUAUCCUGUGUUGGAAAAAUUCAGCCCUCUGGGUCUGGCAGCCUUCUUCUUUCUCAGCUACAUCUUUACUGCCAACCUAUAUCUACUUGGAGAGAAGCUCAAUCACUGGAAAUGGGGUGACAUGAUGCAGCCACAGAAAAAGAGGAAAUGAUCACACGCUGUUUUCCAAGAACCAAGAAGGAAGAAAACAUGAGAGCUUUUUCUCAUCUUUUUUUUUUUUCUCUUGAAUGAGGGAGGUGGUAGAGGUAGAAAAGACAGGGAGUGGUAUUUACAUUUAAUAAGAGUGUUAUGAAAAUAGCUUAAUUUGAGCACUGUUGGGGUUUUAAAAGGUUAACUGCACACACCAAAAACAACUCCUGCUGUCUCAGAAUUUGUCUCACCUUGAUAGAGGAUGGUCUCUGAUUAAAUUCUGAACAAAAGCUAAAGAAACUUACAUAAACUUGGUGGUCCAGGAUGUUUAGAGACAAAAGAACUUAGGGUCAUUCAGACUCUUCAAUUUACAGAGGAGGUUGCUGAGGAUCUACAGGAGGAGUUACCUGCAUAAAGCAAAAGGGUUAGUUGGUGUCAAAGCCGAGACAAUAGCUUCUGUCUCUUAGAUUUCCUAACUCCCAGUCCUGGGCCAUUGUUAAUAAUUUCAACUUCUCUUAAAAAGAAAAACCAAAACACUUUAGUAAGCUAGUUAUUAUGUGGAUUACUCAUUCAUUUUUAUUCAUCAAUCUAGAAAUAUAGGGAAAUGGCUGCUACUGAAGUCAUCUGUCUACCUGGAAAUUAUUUGGGGCAAUUAAAAAGUAAGUUAUAAAAAAUAUUGGGAAAUCUGUCCCUCCUGGGAGCAAACAUUUGAGCAAGUAUAAACAUUGAACACAGUGACAUUGCCAAACUCUUCUAUUCCAAUAUUGACUAAUUUAUCAAAUACAUGUUGGACUUUUACUUGGAGAAGGCUCUGGAUGAGAAGUGAAGUGAUUAUCGAGGCUGCUGAGAUUACACGGGUACUUUGGGGAGUGUGUGGUUUAACAAAACUGAUUGUCAGGUGAUAAAUAAGGAUUUGCAAACCUUGUUUUGAUUUCCCUAGUAGUUUUUUUCCUGGUGUUUAAUUGUAGGCACAUUAGAAAAAAAAAGCACUAAUGACAAACAUUUAAUGGUGGUAAACAUAUUUGGGUCUACUCAUGUGUUCACCAGGCUCACAUGGGCCAGAGUGUGAACACUGGAGUAAAUUGUAGCUGAGCUUCCCAACCUAACACUAUGCAGGAGAAAUUUGGUUAAAAAGGACACUAAGAGCAAUCUUGAAGGUUUGGAAAAGAGGGCAGCAUAUCUCAAUAGGGAAGGCAGGGGCAGAGCACGGUGUCUCACAUCUGUGAUCUUAGUACUCUGGAAGGUCAAGGCAGAUGGAUUGCUUGAGCUCAUGAGUUCAAGACCAACCUCAGCAAGAGCAAGACUCAGUCUCUAAAAAAUAGCUGGGCGUUGUGGCAGGUGCCUGUAGUCCCAGUUACUCAGGAGGCUGAGGCAAGAGGAUCACUUAAAAACAAGAGUUUGAGGUUACUGUGAGUUCUAAUGGCACGGUACUCUAUCAAGGGCUACAAAGUGAGACUCUGUCUUGAAAAAAAAAAUAGGGAAGACACAGGAAGGCCAGGGAACGUGCCAAAAAAUGCUCAGGCCCUACUCCUUUUCCACUAUUCUAUUAAUAUGAGCCUCAAGUCUUUCUCGGGUAGAGCUGGCAAUACCACGUCUUGCCCUGCACCUGCUGCUGCCUUUUAACUGCUCAGAGCACCUGGUCUCAGCAGGAACCCAGAAACAGUUGUCAAAUGGAAAUUCCCCAAAUGGGAAGCCCGCAGGGGAUCACCCAAGUUUUCCACACCCCAAAGAUGACUCGGGUUGCAUAGUUCUCAUAGUCAUAGUAAGCUCUUGGCUAGGGAGAGCCUGCAGAUUUCUAUUUGUGGCUUUACUGUCCCUAGGACCAAAUUUAACCCUGACUACAGCACGCCUCCUACACUAAAACUAUCUCAGGACCAUUUUUCAUUGAGUACAAACCUAAGCACACAAGUGCAUCUUCAGUGCCGCUGUAGUUUAUGAUAGGAUAAGCAACUGGGCACCUGUAAUAAAUACUGACUAAACCUCCAUUAAAAAGUGCAUAGUGUGUGAUGCCUAUGUAGGGAUGUGUUAGACCCUUAAAAGUUAGAAAAUUACAAAUACAGAAACCAAAUAAUGAUAUCAGCAAUAAUAUUUGUACAGUGCUCAUAAUUUAUAAUCACUCUCACUUAUUUUAGCUUCACAGUUUUCUUGUAAGUAGGAAAUGUAUUAGGCUUUUAUUUUA
Molecule: messenger RNA, 3540 nt
Organism: Nycticebus coucang (slow loris)
Lineage: Eukaryota; Metazoa; Chordata; Mammalia; Primates; Lorisidae
Gene: ADTRP
Product: androgen dependent TFPI regulating protein
Exons: 6
Coding region: 691-1383 (230 amino acids)
Cellular component (GO): endomembrane system; membrane
Source: RefSeq, a predicted model, not a curated record